AUUCACUUGAAAUAAUUACAAUAGUGCUUAUCAACAAGGUGUCUGGGUAAAAAAUCCCAUUAACUGAUUAAAGUGCCACUGAUUAAGUGAUUUACAUUUUUUUUGGAAAUCCGUUCACCAUCUUCGAGUCUUGGGAUACGUCUUAAUGGCUAACGAUUCCCAUUCAGAUGUAAAAAAAAUCUAUUUUAAUCGAGUCUGCCUAGUUCACUGCCUCCUAAUGAUGUCAUAUCAAUAGAUUCGAUCGAGACUAGCGGGAAAAUACCUUUCAACAUCACCUGGCAAAAGUUUUGAUAAAAGUGGGGACUUACAACUCUCACUGAUCGCGCAUCGUGCACCGGCCUCUUUCGGUACCUCAGUGUGACGGUCUCUCGCUCGAGCGAGAGUUUCUCCAAUCAAUUGCUAUUUUCGAUUCUUUAUUACAAGAAUGGAGGAUUAUCUUGCUAUUCCGGAAGAUGUGCCUAAUUAUCAUCACUUUUUAAAUUUAUCUUGCGAUGAUUACGAGGUGCCGCCCGCGGGGGAGUACAUGAGUAGUUUAGGGGUAUUUGGCACGAUAUUCGUCAGCAUCGGGACCAUCAUCACGGCUGCCACCAUUGGGCUGGCAUUAGAGGCCUGCUCUCGAGUGAUUUUCCAAGGGGAAACUAAGUACUACAAGACUAAUUGCAUGCUCGUGCUCUCUGUCUAUCCAAUUGCCAGCACGUGCAGUCUUGUUGCACUGGCCCUUCCGAGAGCACAACUGCUGACGGAGGCUAUAACCCAAAUCUCCCUCACGAUAUCAAUGUAUCGUCUUUACCUUCUUCUCAUCGAUGUCGGCAGGAGAAAGGUCACAGGUGUACCACCAAUGCUGCUGAGAGUCGGGCCAUGCUGUUGCUGGCCAUGUUUGCCAUUCCCCAGUCUCCAAUUCAAUGACGCCAAUUUGUCGUGGCUGCAAAUAAUCGUCAUGCAGUUUCCUAUCGUUCAGGGCCUCAUAUACCUCAUUUUCCUCAUCAUGAACAUGGAAAAUCCCGUGAUUUAUGGGAAGUACAGUGUCUUUCUGCAGCCCAUCUCCAUCAGCAGUAUCCUCCUGGCACUCUACGGAUUGAACAUCACAUUCAUGAGCCUCAAGGAUAUCAAUCCUGAGUUGAGGCUGCGACUGAAGGCGACAGUCACUCAAAUGGUUCUGCUCUUUUCUAAACUACAAUUGGCGAUCAUCAGGGCCCUGUCAUCUGUGGGACUGUUCCCCUGCAAUCCCCCAAUAACACCGCAGAUUUACGCCAAUUUUACCUACAACGCACUGAUGCUAAUCGAGAUGUUGCUGCUCUGCUACGCGGCGAGGCAUCUAUAUACGGAACAAAGAGUCGAGAAGGCGGACAGAACGUCGACAGUACCUGAGGAGAAUCGCUUGAAGACUGAAUUAACGACUGGAAUUAUUAUUAGCCAGAAUAAUAUCACUACUCAUAAUAACAACAAUAAUCACAGUGGUAGUAGUAAUAAUAGUAGUAAUGGGGGUGUGCAGGCGGCCGUUGGAGUGGCCAACAUGGGCUUUCAGUGAAAAAAAUCAGCAAAACUAAAAGGAACACAAAAUAUUUCAGUGAACAAUGAGAAAAAAAAUGUGAUUCCGAUUAACUCAGGUGUCCGCUGCGCGAAUAAUUGUUGUAUAAAAAAAAUAGUUGAAAAAAUAAAGGAUUAUUUAUUGGAAUAUGAUUUAAAAAA
Messenger RNA from Diachasmimorpha longicaudata, 1689 nucleotides. RefSeq names its product organic solute transporter alpha-like protein 3. NCBI's taxonomy places the organism in Eukaryota, Metazoa, Arthropoda, Insecta, Hymenoptera, Braconidae. Gene Ontology annotation, cellular component: membrane. The transcript has 6 exons. Gene Ontology annotation, molecular function: transporter activity. Bases 425 to 1528 code for a protein of 367 amino acids. The record is from RefSeq and is a predicted model, not a curated record. Gene Ontology annotation, biological process: transport.